AUGGCAUCGAUAGACCUCCAGAAGCAAGUCGGCCAGCUGUUCGCAGUCGGCUUCCAUGGCUACGCGCCGAGCCCAGAGCUUAAGACGUUGAUUCACGACUAUCACGUCGGAGGCAUCGUUCUCUUUUCGCGCAACUUCCAGACGGCUUCACAGCUACAGACUUUGAUACUUGCUCUUCAAAAUGAAGCGCGACUGGCGGGGCAUACGCGGCCGUUAUUCAUCGGAAUCGACCAGGAGAAUGGACUGGUCGCCCGAAUCUCGCCCCCCAUCGCUCCCCAGAUCCCUGGACCGAUGGCUCUCGGCGCUACUCAUGACCCAGAAUUAGCCUACGAAGCUGGCAAGGCCACCGGUGACAUUUUGGGCUUUUUUGGAAUCAACAUGAAUUAUGCUCCGGUCUGUGACAUCAACUCCGAGCCGUUGAACCCCGUCAUCGGUGUCCGCAGCCCUGGCGACGAUCCGGAAUUUGUGGGACGAUUCGCCAGCGCUGCGGCGCGUGGGUUGCGGGAGCAGAAGAUCGUGCCAAGCGUGAAGCAUUUCCCUGGACAUGGCGAUACCGCUGUCGACUCGCAUUAUGGACUGCCCGUGAUCCCCAAGACCAGAGAUCAGCUCGAGCGGUGUGAACUGAUUCCGUUCCGCCGGGCUGUGGCAGAGCAAGUCGAGGCUGUCAUGACGGCCCACAUCUCCCUUCCGAGCAUCGAUGACAAGCUUCCCGCAACAUUAUCGCCUAAGGCUCUCGGCAUUUUGCGCCAGGAUAUGGCCUAUGAUGGGAUGGUGAUCACCGACUGUCUGGAGAUGGAGGGCAUCCGUUCUACAUUUGGCACGGAGCAAGGUUCGGUGCUCGCAUUGCAAGCUGGAAGUGACAGCAUCAUGAUCUGUCAUACAUUUGAGGUCCAAGUGGGCUCUAUUAGGAAAGUUUGUGGUGCAGUCCAGUCCGGUGCGAUAGAACCAUCUCGUCUGGCUGAUGCAUGCCGCCGCGUUGCUCGUAUGAAGGACAAAUUUUUGAAUUGGGAAGUUGCGUUGCGCCAACCGGAUCUGGGAGAGCUUGACGCCUUGAGCAAGAGAAUUUCAACGAUAUGUAAAGACAUGUACGAGAAAUCUGUCACCCUUGUCCGUGACAGCGCCGGGAUUCUCCCCCUUGCGAAGGACGGCAAUAUUGUGUUCCUCUUUCCGGGGGACAAAACUCCUGCCGGUGGCGCAGUGGAUGGGGAGGGGAUGGGUCGGCGGGGAUCAUACGAAGCCAGUGUCUAUUUGGACACCCUUCGACGUCAUAAUCCGUCAAUCACAGAAAUCAAAUACGGAGAGGCCGGUCUAUCGGACGACCAAUGGAGUGUCGUCAAGGCGGCUGAUGCUGUGAUUUUUGUGUCCAUCAAUGCGCGGGAAUCGCCAUACCAACAGUCGUUGGGCACCCUCCUUCCCAAGUACACCCAGUCGUUGGUCGCCAUUGCCGCCUGCAACCCGUAUGAUUUUCUCCAGACUCUGGAGGUCCAGGCAUAUCUUGCUACGUACGAGCCGACCGUUGAGGCCUUCGCGGUAGCUGCGGACAUCAUUUUUGGUGCUACGACCGCGAAAGGCACUCUCCCAGUUGGCUCGAGUCCGUCGAGGAAGCCUCAUGCGCAUGUGGCCCGAUUUGAUGCGGAGAGAGAUGUGGACCCUAUUGUAUCCGUUUGGAACGAAGCGUUGCCAACGUACGUCCUGCCCGCCGAUGGCCUACGAUCUCUGAUUGACCGGGAAAAUGCACACCACUUUGUCGCCUAUGUGGGAUCCGAGCUCGUCGGAUUCUGUCUUGCCUAUAUCAGCGGUAAAGGAGAUUUGAAGCCUGUUCACAUUGCCGUGCUGGCCGUGACACCAAAGUACCAGGGCCAAGGAAUUGGGACUGCGUUAUUAACCGAGACUCGCUCAUACUUCAGAACGCAGUUUGGUAUCAACCAACUGAAGCUUGGCAGCUCCUUCCCACGUUUCUGGCCUGGGGUGCCUCGUGAGCUUCCAGAAACCGUUCAGGAAUUCUUUAUGCAUCGUGGAUUCCGACUCAGCCCGCCGGGCGCGAGGUCAGUUGACUUGUACCAGGACAUUCGGAACUUCCAGUCGCCGGAGAAAUACAUUACUCGCGCGCAAGAACGGGGGUUCCGCUUCGCGCCACUGCAGCCGGAAGACUAUGAGGCCUGUUUAGUCGGGCAGAGACGGAAUUUCUCGGAUAAAACAGUUCGCAAUCAAGGUUGGGUGGAAGCUUACGUCACGCUGCAUCCCAAGGAUUAUCCCGACUGCGUGAUGACGGCCUUCGACGCCCACGGCCAGCAGAUCGGAUGGACCUUGAUGCUGCCCCCGGUCGCUGCACUGAACAAGGUUUGGGCUUUUCCCCAGAUAUGUGGUCCCAAGACAGGUCUCAUCGGCUGUGUGGGUAUUGACGCCCCCCACCGCAACUCCGGUAUUGGGUUAGCGAUGAUCUGUCAUGCCGUGGAGAAUAUGAAGCAGCGCGGUAUUGAGGGAGUCUUCAUCGAUUGGGUGGCCUUGGAUGGAUGGUACGAGCAGGUCGGAUUUGAGACCUGGCGCAGCUAUCGACCCGGCGAAAUCUGA
Penicillium canariense is the source of this 2571-nucleotide messenger RNA. RefSeq lists its product as uncharacterized. NCBI's taxonomy places the organism in Eukaryota, Fungi, Ascomycota, Eurotiomycetes, Eurotiales, Aspergillaceae. The record is from RefSeq and is a predicted model, not a curated record. Gene Ontology annotation, molecular function: hydrolase activity, hydrolyzing O-glycosyl compounds; acyltransferase activity, transferring groups other than amino-acyl groups. Gene Ontology annotation, biological process: carbohydrate metabolic process; peptidoglycan turnover. The transcript has 4 exons. The coding region runs from base 1 to 2571 and encodes 856 amino acids.